Molecule: messenger RNA, 1545 nt
Organism: Aspergillus alliaceus
Lineage: Eukaryota; Fungi; Ascomycota; Eurotiomycetes; Eurotiales; Aspergillaceae
Product: allantoate permease family MFS transporter
Exons: 8
Coding region: 1-1545 (514 amino acids)
Biological process (GO): allantoate transport; dipeptide transport; tripeptide transport
Cellular component (GO): plasma membrane
Molecular function (GO): dipeptide transmembrane transporter activity; allantoate transmembrane transporter activity
Source: RefSeq, a predicted model, not a curated record
AUGACAGACGAGAAGACCUCCCCACUUGCUACCCUCGAUGUGGAGAAAGAUGUGAAGGCACACAUCGAUCCAAAGCUUCAAAAACAUGCCCUGGAUGCAGACGAGGCUCUGAAAGCCAUUCAGGAACUUCAGGGCGAAGCGAUCGAGCUCGAUGCGGCAACAAAUAAGCGACUGUUGAAGAUCAUUGAUUGGCAUAUGAUGCCGCUUAUGUGUUUUGUAUAUGGGAUGAAUUAUCUGGACAAAACGACCUUGUCCUAUGCAAGUGUCAUGGGUUUGAAACCGGACUUGAACCUGAAAGGCGACGAAUAUCAAUGGCUGGGCAGUUUAUUCUACUUCGGAUACAUAGCAUGGGAGUACCCAACUAACCGAUUACUUCAACGCCUUCCAUUGGGUAAAUACUCCGCGGCUUGUAUCAUCAUUUGGGGGGCCAUUCUGUGUUGUUUCGCUGCCGUCAGUAACUAUCCUGGGGCCAUCGCAAUUCGCUUCUUCCUUGGUGUCUUCGAAGCGUCUGUGACACCAGGAUUUGCGCUUUUGACUUCACAGUGGUAUACCAAAGGUGAACAAGGCAGCCGUGUCAAUAUCUGGUUCAGCUUCAAUGGCUGGGGUCAGAUGCUAGGUGGCUUUGUAGCGUACGGCAUCGCAGUUGGCGCAGAAAGACAUGGAUCCGCCAUCGAGCCAUGGAAGAUAGUUUUCCUCGUCACAGGUCUACUGACCGUUGUACUCGGAGUGUUAUUCCUCUGGGUAGUACCCGACAACCAGUUGAACGCCCGCUGGCUAAAAAAAGAAGAUCGCAUCCUCGCCGUCGCUCGAGUCCGGGAAAAUCAGCAGGGUAUUGGAAACAAGCAUUUCAAGCUCUAUCAGGUCAAGGAAGCGCUCUUGGACCCCAUGACCUGGGCCUUUUUUUCCUACGCACUCAUCGCCGAUAUCCCCAAUGGUGGUAUCUCAAACUUCUUCAAUCAGCUAAUUACCAGUUUCGGUUACACACCUCAACAGAGUCUCCUGUAUGGCACCCCCGGCGGUGCUGUCGAGGUCGUCGCUCUGAUUCUCAAUGGCUACGCGGGCCAGUACACCAACCAGCGACUCCUCUGCAGCGCCGGCGGCUUAAUAACGGCCAUAGUGGGCAUGGUUCUUAUUGUCGCGCUUCCAUUAUCUAAUAACAUCGGACGUCUGAUCGGCUACUACAUGACCCAAGCGAGCCCGACUCCCUUCGUCGCUUUGCUCUCGAUGGUCUCUUCCAACGUCGCCGGUUAUACGAAGAAGACCACGGUCGCCGCGCUGUACUUGAUCGGCUACUGUGCAGGAAAUAUUAUCGGUCCUCAGGUUUUCCGUCCCAAAGAUGCCCCUCGCUAUGUCCCUGCCGAGAUUACGAUCAUUGUCUGCUGGGGUGUUUGCCUACUUCUUAUGGCAUUUAUUUGGUGGUGGUAUAAGAGGCAGAAUGCUAAGAAGGCACAGAUCAGGGUGAGCGCGGAGUACGUGCGAUUGGAGAACCAAGAAUGGUUGGAUCUAACUGAUUGGGAGAACCACGAGCUUGUUUACUCUUUGUAG